Messenger RNA from Verruconis gallopava, 2649 nucleotides. Its product is annotated as acyl-CoA thioesterase II. The coding region runs from base 1 to 2649 and encodes 882 amino acids. Gene Ontology annotation, molecular function: zinc ion binding; fatty acyl-CoA hydrolase activity; nucleic acid binding. The record is from RefSeq and is a predicted model, not a curated record. The transcript is spliced from 4 exons. Gene Ontology annotation, cellular component: peroxisomal matrix. Lineage: Eukaryota; Fungi; Ascomycota; Dothideomycetes; Venturiales; Sympoventuriaceae. Gene Ontology annotation, biological process: acyl-CoA metabolic process; fatty acid catabolic process.
AUGUCAGCCACUACAAUUCUAGAGCAUAUUGCGUUGGAUAGACUUUCAGAUAAUGAGUUUAGAUCUCAAUAUCUUCCGGGAUGGAUGGGUAAUAUUGGUUUGAUUGCUUAUGGAGGAUGUACAUUGGCGAUCGGAGUCUCAGCUGCGUGCCAAACAGUUAAGGAUGGCUACCAUCUCUAUUCUGCCAGUGGUAACUAUCUAGGUCCUGCUCAGACAGAUCGCAAAUAUUACUGCAACGUGACCCGAAUUAGAGAUACGCGAACCUUCGCAACACGGUACGUCCAAGUUAGUCAGGUACUUGACGAUGGCACGCGACGACAUUGUUUGAGUAUGUUAGCAGACUUUCAGGUGCAAGAACCAGGAACCAUGCUGUCAUACUCAGUGCCUCCAUCAAAGAAAUAUCCAAGCCCGUUGGAAGGAAAAACCCUCGACGAGUAUAAGGCCGAGUUGGUACAAAAUAACGUUGUCUCACAAGCCGCAUGUGAUGCGCAAACUAAAACGUUUGCAAUGAUGGCUCGUACCUUUGAGAAUCGCAUAGUCCCAGAGAGCAUGAUACACCAGAAGUUGUUCGGGAUGGCCAAGAACUUGACGACGAUGCAAGACAGUCUUCCGCUGACGUCACGGACCACAGCAGAAUGGCUACGCGCGCGAGGUGGUCCUCUGAAAACGCAGGCAGAGAAUGUAUCUGCGCUAGCUUUCAACAUUGACAGUGCGUUGUCGUUUCUGCCUCUAGUUCACGACCAUAUGGCCUUGAACGACGCUGGGCCUUGCUCAAGCUUAGAUUUUGCCAUCCGAAUAUUCUCAAACUCGGUAGAUUUAAACGAGUGGCAUCUUAAGGAAAUGAAGACAUAUCAUGGAAGCAAUGGCCGUACGUAUAGUGAGGCAAGGUUGUGGGAUCAGGAUCUAAAUUUAGUCGCUGGCAAGGAACAAUAUCUUAUGUCUACUGUCUCUAAGAGAAGUAGCGGGAGUCAACAACAGUCUGGUCCACCAAAGAAGAAGGUUGAGGUUACUUCGACUAUCGGCGCUGCUGGGCCAUCGACAUACAGAACAGCGGUACCUCCACCACCUCCGCCACCACCAAGGGAUCCGGAAGUCUUACCGGACGCUCAACUGAUAGACGACUCUGAUUCAUCCGACUCGAAUUCUGAUUCCGGAAGCGAGAAUCUCUUUGACGGCGAUAUGGCGCGACCGAAAGUCAAUCCACCUGAACCCUUUGAGGGGGAGCGAUCCAAAUAUGAAGCUUUUAGGUCCCAGCUUGGGGUUUACAUUUAUUGGAACCAGGAUAAACUCGACUCUGAGGAAAAGAAAGUCAUAUGUGCCGUUUCCUAUUUAAGGGGAAGUGCAUACACUUGGAUCCAGAGACGGGUUGAUCAAUAUAUCUUGAAGAAAGGAGAUGUUCCGCACGAUGUCAAAAGGAUCUUCCAGAGUUACUCAGUAUUCAUGGGAGAAAUGGAUCAGUACUUCCAGCGAGUUAACGAGGCCUAUCUGGCCGAGAAGAAAUUAUUGGAACUACGACAGAAGUCAGACGCAAGUUCCUAUGCGGUCGAAUUUGAGAAAUGGGCGGCGAUUCUGAAAUGGAACGACGAUGCACUUCGUACCAAGUUUUUCGCAGGACUUAAGCCAGAAGUUAAAGCUCAAUUACGGCUUAGGGAAAAAGAAAUAUCUACCCUUACCGAACUUAUUGAAUCAGCGAUUAGGGUCGAUUCCAUCCUAUUUGAAAACAAGCUCGAUAAACAGGGAAAGACGCCCAGACACCAACCUAAUCACGGGAGACCACGACGCUCUACUGAUUACUAUGGACCACAGCCUAUGGAGAUAGAUAAACUCCAGAAAGGCGAACAAGCCCCGAAAAAGCCCAAGAAUUUCAAGAAAAACAUGGGAAAUUGUUUCAAGUGUGGCCAACCAGGACAUUUUGCUCGAAGCUGUCCAAAGCCCAAGAAACAGUCCAUCAAGACUCUAGGAACUGGUGUGCAGACACGAAAGAUCGCGAUGCUUAAGAGAAACUCUCAUGAUGCUUACCGAUGGGGACCAAAUCAAAAUACAGGACCGCGGGACGAGACUGUGAUCCAGGGGAUUUUGGAACGACAUCCCGAUGUUCAGACGAACAUGGCUCACAAAUUCCAUUGGGCACUACCGAUUAGUCAUUGCAAAAUCCAGGACUGCGGAUUCUGGGAGCAUAGUGAAAAUAAGGAUCCAGGAGAACCAUCAUGGGAAUAUCCUUAUGGACCACCUAAGGUUUCUUUUACGCAAGUACGACGGAUACUCCAGAUCGAGGGUAUUAAAGGAAAUGAUCGCCAUGUACACCAUGAGCAUCUUCCAGUCAAUCUCUGCACAGCUUGGGGUUGUCAGUGUCCAAGACACCGUGUACCAGUGAUGCAAUGGGGAAUUAUCGAUGAAAAUCACCCAUCAAUUGAUGCUGGAUCAUCACCGCGGGGAAUCCAAAGUACGAUUGGAAAUCUUGACCCUGAAGAGAACGAGAUGAUGGAAAAUGUCUACAAAUGCAUCAUAAAACUCAUCUACAUGACAGAUGAUUCAAUAAGAAGGGCUAUUAUAUGGGUUUUGCCUAAGGACCCAUAUCGAAUUGGAUUUCAGAUGAACGCAGAUCCAGACUCUGAAGAUCCACAGAAGUCAUAUCGACUAAACCUGUAA